CGCGUCGCUUUAAACUGGACUAGAGAGACCACGUAUACUGUUACGAACAGGGUCACGUAUGUAUGAUGUAGUUGUUCUUUAUCGCGGCAUCCGUUAACGCGAGUGCCGUAACCUCUCAUUCUUUCGUGGCAUUACGAUUGUGACCAAAACUCCAAAUAUUUUCCAUUAUGUCGCUGGACGAAAAAUUUAAUGACGCAGCCGUAGCGAUAAAGGAAUUGGCUGCGCAACCUGAAGAUGAAGAUUUGCUCGAGUUGUACGCCUUGUACAAGCAAUCCAUUAUCGGCGAUUGUAAUACGGAGAGACCGGGUAUGUUGGAUUUUAAAGGAAAAGCGAAAUGGGACGCUUGGAACGGUAAAAAGGGUAUGGGACAAGAAACGGCAAAAGAGCAAUACAUCGCUAAAGUGGAGGAAUUAAUCGCAUCGAUCGGAAAGAAAUAGUUCAUUUGUUUUACGCAUGCACGUGUAAAUAAUUUAUGCGUGAUUUCGUCUAAUCAAUCGCUUACAAAACUUUUUCGAUGAGAGACACUAGGAAUUGUAAACACAUGUGAAUGGUCAUGUACUGUGAUAUGGUACAAAAUAUUGAUUUUCUAUUUUAGUUAGCAAUUUACACGAACAUGCACUUUUUUGUUCUGUCCGUUUGUGUGAAUUUUGUAUUCAAUUAUUUUUUUGCAAUCAGGAUAAAACUACUUGUUGCAUA
Molecule: messenger RNA, 696 nt
Organism: Monomorium pharaonis (pharaoh ant)
Lineage: Eukaryota; Metazoa; Arthropoda; Insecta; Hymenoptera; Formicidae
Gene: Acbp1
Product: putative acyl-CoA-binding protein
Exons: 3
Coding region: 168-437 (89 amino acids)
Biological process (GO): fatty acid metabolic process
Molecular function (GO): fatty-acyl-CoA binding
Source: RefSeq, a predicted model, not a curated record